Molecule: messenger RNA, 537 nt
Organism: Letharia columbiana
Lineage: Eukaryota; Fungi; Ascomycota; Lecanoromycetes; Lecanorales; Parmeliaceae
Exons: 1
Coding region: 1-537 (178 amino acids)
Source: RefSeq, a predicted model, not a curated record
AUGUCCACAUCCCCGUCCGCCUCCAUAUCUUGUCAACCCCCCUGGGCCCGCUAUCGAAUUGGGCGCGGCGAAACCGGCGUCCUGACAUUCGAACCCUACAAAUCCGCUCUGCUCCCCCUCUGGCGCUUUCGUACGCCUGGAUUGGCUCGGAAAUCCUCAUCGGACCUUUGGACCGCCUUCCUGGACUACGAGAACGAAGAUGACUUCGUUGGGAUGGACAUGGCGCGUAAGUUCCUACAGAUGGGCAUGACACGCGCGAGGCGGUAUGCCAAUCACAAGGGGGGGAGAAAGUAUUGCCCAGCGGGUGAAGGAAGCGGUGAGGUGCUAAAUGGGAAUGGUGAUGGAUGGAAAGGUUCUGAGGCAUGGAAGGAGAAGGAUGAGGCUUCCAGGGUCUUCAAGGAAGUGUGGGAUAGAGCUAGGGCUCUAAAGGGAUAUCAGGCGAAGAAGGCAGAAUUUCUGAAAAAGCAAAAGGAGUGGGACAAGCAGAGGAAAGUAGAGUCCGGGAAAGAGAGCAGAAAAAGACGAAGCGGGAAGUGA